Molecule: messenger RNA, 1555 nt
Organism: Aspergillus steynii IBT 23096
Lineage: Eukaryota; Fungi; Ascomycota; Eurotiomycetes; Eurotiales; Aspergillaceae
Exons: 5
Coding region: 291-1331 (346 amino acids)
Source: RefSeq, a predicted model, not a curated record
UUUGGACAGUUGCUUUCUCUUCUUGGGAUACAUCUCCUCUCUCGCAAUCGCUGGCAAUUGGGAAGGACCUGGCAUCGCCCGUUGACAGCUCACAAUGGCUUUGUUUAUUCCCUCUGCGGUGGCCUUCAUCAGGGGCCAUGGGUUAGUCGACAUCAUGUAUUUGUAUCGCAGAGAUGCCCUGGUCUGGGUGCUCAACCCAAAUCCCUCUCGGUAGAUCCGGCCCUCAUUAGGCGCUCCAUACUCUUUGUCUAUUUCUCCUGAGCAAACUUCUCGGACUUUUGCCACUGAAGAUGUUGGCUGGUCAAGGUGUCAAGGCCGUUGCAGUAAUGUGGGCAAUGACGUUCCUCUCCUUCAUCCUAGUCCCUCUCCGGCUCUAUACGCGGGUCUAUAUCAUCAAGGCCGUUGGGGUGGACGAUCAUAUUUUCAACUUGGCCUGGGUAUUUCUUCUUCUCUACAGCAUCUUUAUCACCAUCGCCGGCAUGCACGGAUUUGGACAGCCUAUCACUGCCCUCGCGAUAGACGCCGCCGUCCAAGCUGUCUACACUGAGAUGAUCGGGCAGACUUUUGCCGUCCUGGGAAUGGCCAUUGCGAAGCUUUCGUUGGGGUUCUUCCUGCUCCGCAUCGUCAUCGAGCAAUGGCAUCGCAUCUCCAUCUGGAUCUCGAUGGUCAGCCUGUCCCUGGUGUCUCUGGUGACGGCCGUGAUUUUCUGGACGCAACGCCUGCCGUCUAACUCGAUCUAUGAUCCUCGGGUACCGGGGCGUACUGUCGUUGCUGUCACUCCGUUUUCCGUUUUACUUGGGUCCUGGUGUGCCGCGGUGGAUUUCUACUUCGCCCUUCUUCCCUGGAUCUUCAUCUGGAAGCUGAACAUGAAGUUUAAAGAGAAAAUGUCCAUUGCAAUCAGUUUGAGUCUCGGUUUCGUAGCUUGUGUCUGCGGAAUCAUUCGGACCAUCGAACUGGGCGGGUUAUCCAGCGCCAACUACACAGAGGAUACGGUCAGCCUAGUCAUCUGGUCGGGGGUCGAACUGGCCGUGACCCUCAUCUGCGUUGGUAUUCCCACCGUACGGCCCCUCUAUCGGACGAUCGUCCACGGCUCCAAUCUGGAGGACUCAGAAGGCCGAUACGUCAAAUACGAUGAUUCCAACCAGUCCUCCCGCUUCCGAAUGCGGAAUCUGGCAAAGGACGACACUCUGUUUAGUGUCGUGCAGGAGAGCAACACGGAGUCAUACAUCACUCGUGAUAAUCAGAGUGACGAAAGAAUUCUUCCAGGUCAGUAUGUUGAUAGUCAUGGCGCUAUUCGCAUUCGGGAUGAAGUGCGUGUUGAGAGAGUGUAGAGUCGGAUACAUGCCAACCUCCUUCUAUUUCAACUUUUCUUGGUCUUUUUGGUUGGGGUGGAUUUCUGUGUUUGCAAGACGGAUUCUACAAGAUACGUUGUGUUGGGGUCUUCAAAAUUUGCUUUUAUCUCCUUCAGUAUAUCUCUAUAUUAAGAAGAUACCACGCGUUGAGGCUUUCUGAUCCGGAAAAAAAAAAGUUGUCACAGCCAAAGACGGCAUUGCCC